Messenger RNA from Argiope bruennichi, 1736 nucleotides. It is a transcript of the gene Sec61alpha, whose product is annotated as protein transport protein Sec61 subunit alpha. Gene Ontology annotation, cellular component: Sec61 translocon complex; membrane. Lineage: Eukaryota; Metazoa; Arthropoda; Arachnida; Araneae; Araneidae. Gene Ontology annotation, molecular function: ribosome binding; signal sequence receptor activity; transmembrane protein transporter activity. The coding region runs from base 206 to 1636 and encodes 476 amino acids. The record is from RefSeq and is a predicted model, not a curated record. The transcript is spliced from 12 exons. Gene Ontology annotation, biological process: post-translational protein targeting to membrane, translocation; SRP-dependent cotranslational protein targeting to membrane, translocation.
UUUUCAGCCCAACGUGCAUACCGUGAUGUGGCAGCUUUCUCUUGUACCGAAUUGUUGAUUGCAGAUGAGGUAUUUGGUCUGUGUGACGUGGAUACGGGUUUAAAUUGUAUGAAAUUAAUGAAAUUUUUAGUUAGUAAAUGACUGAUAUCUCUUUUAUUCCUUGAAGAAAAUUUUAUAAUUAGUCGAUAAAUAAACAAAAGCUGAAAUGGGAAUUAAAUUUCUAGAAGUGAUCAAGCCUUUUUGUGGCAUUUUACCUGAGGUUGCAAAGCCUGAAAGAAAAAUUCAGUUCCGUGAAAAAGUAUUAUGGACUGCAAUUACAUUGUUCAUCUUCCUUGUUUGUUGUCAAAUACCUCUUUUUGGCAUUAUGUCAUCAGACUCAGCCGAUCCUUUUUACUGGAUGCGUGUGAUACUUGCCUCUAAUAGAGGAACACUUAUGGAACUUGGUAUUUCACCAAUUGUCACAUCUGGUCUUAUCAUGCAGUUGCUGGCUGGAGCCAAAAUCAUUGAAGUUGGCGAUACUCCUAAGGACAGAGCAUUAUUUAAUGGAGCCCAGAAACUGUUUGGUAUGGUAAUAACUAUUGGUCAAGCCAUUGUGUAUGUGAUGACUGGUAUGUAUGGUGAUCCUUCUGAUAUUGGAGCUGGUGUGUGCAUCCUCAUCAUCAUUCAGUUGUUUGUUGCUGGUUUGAUUGUUUUGCUUUUGGAUGAAUUGCUUCAAAAAGGAUAUGGUUUGGGAUCUGGUAUUUCACUUUUCAUUGCAACCAAUAUCUGUGAAACCAUUGUAUGGAAAGCUUUCAGUCCUGCUACUGUGAAUACUGGCAGAGGUACUGAAUUUGAAGGUGCUAUCAUUGCCUUAUUCCAUCUUCUUGCUACUCGUACUGACAAAGUUAGGGCCCUCAGAGAAGCUUUUUACCGACAGAAUCUCCCAAAUCUUAUGAAUUUGCUUGCUACAGUUUUAGUCUUUGCUAUAGUUAUUUACUUCCAAGGUUUCAGAGUAGAUCUCCCAAUUAAGUCCGCACGUUACAGAGGACAAUACAGUUCCUACCCAAUCAAGUUGUUUUACACAUCAAACAUUCCAAUUAUUCUUCAGUCAGCCCUUGUUUCAAAUCUUUACGUCAUAUCUCAGAUGCUUGCUGUUAAGUUUAGUGGAAACUUCCUGGUGAAUUUGCUAGGCGUCUGGGCGGAUGUUGGAGGAGCAGGGCCUGCCAGAGCGUAUCCUAUUGGAGGCUUGUGCUACUAUUUAUCUCCUCCUGAAAACUUGGCACACAUUUUUGAAGAUCCAGUACAUGCAGUUCUCUACAUAGUCUUUAUGUUGGGUUCUUGCGCUUUCUUCUCCAAAACAUGGAUUGAAGUAUCUGGCUCCAGUGCCAAAGAUGUUGCUAAGCAACUUAAAGAACAGCAAAUGGUGAUGAGAGGUCACAGAGAAAAGUCAAUGAUUCAUGAAUUGAAUCGCUACAUUCCAACAGCAGCUGCCUUUGGUGGCCUUUGCAUUGGUGCCCUAUCUGUUCUUGCAGAUUUUCUAGGUGCCAUUGGAAGUGGUACUGGUAUUCUACUUGCUGUCACAAUUAUCUACCAGUACUUUGAAAUCUUCGUCAAGGAGCAAAGUGAAAUGGGAGGAAUGAGCACGUUACUUUUCUAAAUUGAACUUUAUAUUAAAAAAGAUUUUACAUUAUUUCAUUUGAUGUGGUACAUGCUGUAUCUCUCAUCUCACCGAAAAAAUAAAAAAAGAAAAUGUGGAA